Panthera uncia (snow leopard) is the source of this 14933-nucleotide messenger RNA. RefSeq names its product pleckstrin homology domain containing M3 (gene PLEKHM3). The coding region runs from base 2117 to 4459 and encodes 780 amino acids. The record is from RefSeq and is a predicted model, not a curated record. The transcript is spliced from 10 exons. NCBI's taxonomy places the organism in Eukaryota, Metazoa, Chordata, Mammalia, Carnivora, Felidae.
GGUUUGACACUAAAAUUCAAAGCCCGAUGUCUGUAAAAUUUUAGCUAUAUUAUUUCAGAGUAAUUAAUUUGCUAUUAAAUGCCAUCCAGGACUGUGUGUGCAUUUUAGAGUCUUUUUUCCACCCACUGGCAAUAUUACUUUGGACACAUAACUUCAUCGCUUUUGAAUUUCCUUUUGGGGCACCUGGGUGGCUCAGUCAGUUGAGCGUCUGACUUCGGCGCAGGUCAUGAUCUCACAGCACAUGAGUUCGAGCCCUGCAUCAGGCUCUGUGCUGAUAGCUCGGAGCCUGGAGCCUGCUUCAAGUUCUGUGUCUCUCUCUGCUCCUCUCCCACUCACACUCUGUGUCUCUCUCUCAAAAAUGAAUAAACAUUACAAAAAAUAAUACAAAACUAAAUCUGAAUUUCCUUUUCUGUAAAGUGGUAAUCAUAAUAGCAGCACUCUGAUAGAGUUGUGAGAAUUUAACAAGAUGAUGCAGAUAAAGGGCUUAACUAAUGACUGCCCUUUAGCAACUACCCAAAAAUAAUAGCUAUGACUUCUUAAUCUUGGUAUUGGCUUAGGAAUUAUAAAAACUCUCUUUAUUUUGUUUUUAAACAUUUUAUUAAAUACAUCAUUCCACAUUUACCAUGUGUCCAUCCACACUGAAUGAGUCCUUUGCAGUACAUUUUUAGUGAAUUUAGUAUAGUAGUGGUGGUCUUGGACAAUGGGCAUUUCUUCGAGUCCCAGUUAUCAUAUGCCUGUCAUCUUAAUGUCAAAAGAGCUAAAGGAAUAUGGACCAAUGAGAGCUUCAAAAUGAGUACGUGCUGCAGAAUUGUUUUCUAAAAAUCCAUUCCAUGCUAAUGAUAACAGUCCAUAAUAAAAGAAAUUUAAAUCCAGAACUAGAGAUGAAAAUGUAGUUCCUGCUCUUUUUUUCCUUCAUACUUUGUAAACUUUUCCUUUGUCCUGUAUGAUGGACAGAGGUUGUUUCUGACCUUCAUGUUGUAUUUAGCAAAAUAACAAAGACUCAUCCUGUUAUUUUACCUUACCUUGUCCUUAUCUUUGAAGGUCAAAGACUGUUUUGUCUGCCUUUGCUAGCCUUGCUUGUUUCCUGACAGAAUUGGUAAGAGGCCUCUUGGUAGUCAAGUUUGUUGUCACAGAUUAAGUUGAAAAGAGAGGGAGGAGUCAUGGAUGCCAUUGAUCACCACUGAGUGUUUGUCCUUUCAAAUAAGAAGUGAAUCACCUUUUGCUUAGACCUUAUCAUGGGUCUGAUACUCUCUAGAUGCCUUUAACAAAGACCCAGCUCACUUUUUAACAGGUUCAAUUGUAGCUGAUAGAGAAAACAACAACAACAACAACAACAGUUAAUGACUUCACUGUACAUUCACCCUAAGUACCCAUAGGAACUGGUUUUGUGAAUAUGUACUAACCCAUAAGCUGAUUAUUGUUUUGAAGGUUAAAGUUGUAAGUAUUUUCCCUUCUGCUAAUCAGCUGCAGUGACCUAAGGAAUUGAAGUCAACAGGAAGUGAGGCAUUUAUUCAUUUCUCAUGACAUCCCAGUCAUGUAGCCUUCUAUUGGCCAGAGAUGUCUCUGUGGGUCAGAAAGACUUGGGCAGCUUUGUGAAGCCCUGCAUUCGUGCCUUCCAUUUGUGAGAUUAUUCAUUUACUUUGAACUGACUCUUUGGAACCUUUGAAGCUCUUACCAUAGGUUGACAGCUUCAUGCCAGACGUAACAGCAUUUCUAGAGCAGGGAAAAGACGAAGUUCCAAAAAGAAUGAGGUUGCAAAAUGGAGCCCCAGAGGAUGAAGACACAGAUUAUACAGGAGGGAAAUUAAGGAUUGCACGGCAUUGCUUUGACAAGCACAUCCUGUUGUCUUUUCAGAGAUCUCAAUGAAGAAUAAUCUCAAAGGAACAUUUGUCUCCCCGUACCUCUGCUAAUGGCCAUUAGCCGCUAGCAAAUGCUUUUAAUGACCGAAAAAACAUCAACUACCCUUGGUUUUGGUCUGCUUUAGGCAGUCGAAUGAAGGUUUUUUUCAGUUGUUUCCAGAACUCUAUUGCUGAAGCACCUCUCUUUGUUGGGUGAACGUUCAUGAAGCCCUUUCCUGAAGCAGUGUAGAAGCCUUAGGGCUCUUGGAGUCUAUGACAUGGAAGCCUUGGAAGUGGAUGAUAUCAGCCCAGCCUUGGAAGUUACUGAGGAUUUCUUCAGUACUUUUGACAGUAAGCUAGAAAAGGCUGUGCAGCAAGCUGAGGUUUAUGGGAUUCAGGAAGUCCCCGAAUUGGUGGGGCACGAGGUACUAAGUACCAUAACAGAUAAUGGUGCUAUCAGAAAUGUUGCCUCCCUGGGCAAGGGGGGCCUGAUUUGGGACCACUGUAAGAGCAGGCUCUUAGAAACCAAAGCUCAAAAUGUCUUCCCUGCCAAAGAACAGUUUGUGGUUCAGAAAGGGACAGCCCCAGAUAAUCUUUCCUGGAUGGAACAAAAAGAAGCUUCAACCUUUAACUUUUUCAACAUCUGUCAGCGUCGGAGGGACAGACCUCGAUCCGUGAAUGACUUACUGGAUGAGACCUCUACUUUCAAGCCAGGGCAUGCACGUUCAAGAUCAGAUAUUACCCAAGUGGACUGGAGGCUGGUCCUCAAAACCAUGCCUCUGCAGCGGCAGCAGCAGUCGUCUCUUCAGGGCCCUCAUUUCACCAGGCCGUCCUUUCUGUCGUCCUUGCCGAAUAAGGUAGAAGAUGCUCAAGGAAAUACUGAACACAAGCAAGCAUUCCCAAAUAUUCUGAAGAAGGGGUACCUGGAGAUCAGGAAGGACCAUGACAGUUACUGGCAGAGCUGUUACGCAGAACUCUCACCCUACAACUUAUCCUUCUACAGCCUAGACAGCAGUGGCAAUCAAGCCCUCUAUGCCACCUGCCAGCUUUCACACUUCCAGAGCAUUUCCGUGUUGGGCAACCUUGAGGCCAGGCUGGUGGAUACUGUUCUAUAUGACAACACUCAGCUCCAGUUAAAGGCAGAGUCACCAUGGGAGGCUUUGGACUGGGGGCAGAAGCUUUGGGAAGUCGUGCACGCCGCGGUGCCUGGUUACGUGGGAAGGCAGGAUGAGCUGGCAAACUCCCCAGGACUUGGUCACCACGCUGACUGUACACAGAACCAUUGUUUACAGAAGAAAUCCAGUGAGCUGCUCGCGCCAUCACCUGUCUUGGAGAGCCCCAAACAAUACCAAAACAUCAUCAAAUCAGGGACGCUGUACAGGCUAACCGUCCAAAACAACUGGAAGGCAUUUACUUUUGUGCUGAGCAGGGCCUACCUUAUGGCUUUCCAUCCCGGCAAGCUAGACGAGGAUCCCCUGCUAAGCUACAAUGUGGACGUGUGUCUGGCUGUCCAGAUGGACAACCUAGAUGACUGUGACUCUUGCUUUCAAGUCAUUUUCCCCCAAGAUGUCCUCCGCCUCCGUGCAGAGACCCGGCAGAGGGCUGAGGAGUGGAUGGAGGCCCUGAAAACAGCGGCCAAUGUGGCGAGGAGUUCAGAGCAGAACCUGCAGGUCACCCUGAGGAGCAGACCCAAGGAUCAGAUGGGCAGGCAUGAACUCAGGAAGAACAAGCGUCAGUCUGUGACCACCAGCUUCCUCAGCAUUCUGACAACCUUGUCUCUGGAACGAGGACUCACCGCUCAGAGUUUCAAAUGUGCAGGAUGCCAGCGAUCCAUAGGCCUUUCCAACGGGAAAGCCAAGGUGUGCAACUACAGUGGGUGGUAUUACUGCAGCAGCUGCCACGUGGAUGACAGUUUUCUUAUCCCAGCACGCGUGGUCCACAACUGGGACACUUCCAAAUAUAAGGUAUCUAAGCAAGCCAAAGAGUUUCUGGAGUACGUGUACGAAGAGCCCCUGAUCGACAUCCAGCAGGAGAACCCGAUGCUGUACCGACACGCCGAGCCGCUGGCCACCGUGGUGCGGCUGCGGCAGCGGCUGAAAUCGCUGCGAGCCUAUUUGUUCAGCUGCCGGGCCGCCGUGGCCGAGGAUCUGCGCCGCAGGCAAAGGCAACAAAAGCAAAAGCAAAAACAAAAAAAUCAAAUGGGACUACAUAAAACUAAAAAACUUUUGCACAGUGAAGAAAACCAUCAACAAAAAGAAUUUUCCCCAGAGAAUACCUCCUUCAACAGAUCCACCUGUAUUCCCUCGCUGAUCUGCAGCAGGAAGUCAUUGCUCCUGAAGAACCGGGCCUUGCCGGAGCUGUUCACCAGUAUCCCCAGCACUUGGAACACCACCUGGCAGAAUGCAGACUCUGCAUGUAAUUCGAUAGAAAAACUGAGCGACCUUCCUGAAAAAGCAAAACAAAUAAGGAUGAGGACUUGGCCUGAUCAGAAGAGAAGUCUAGCAAUAAAGAGGUCUGUAGAGAAAAGGGAGGCAAGUUACAAAUGGGGGGAUCAUGACAGCAAAAAAGAAAAGCAGAAGUGUUCAACUUGGAACACUGGAAGAAGAAACAGCCAAAGCUGAGUGGAGAGGAAGAAGAGGCAAUAACGAUGUUACCAAGAAGCAUGCUAUAGAGACAGAAGAAACAGUUCCUCCCCUGGAAAAUGGACAGGGACUAAAGAAGAUGGAUAUUUUUGAAAUUCAGACCCUUCUGAAUGAGGCCACCAUCAAGGUAAACCCACAGUAGGGUCUAGAGUUUGCUAUAAAUUUCCAAGUGACCUUAUCUUGUAGUUUAACAAACUAAACAUGUAUUUGCCCGCUAUCUCUUGCCCUACCUAACCUUGAGCAAGAUCUACUAAAUUAAUACCCUCUCUUUCUACUUGACUGCCCUGGCAGUGCUGUUGUUCUCUCUGUACUAAAUAUAGUUCCAGGGACAAAAGGGAUGAAACACAUGAAAGGCAACAGCUUAGCUUAUGUUAAUAUAUGUCUUUCUUGUUCAGGACCAACUAAUCCAUCUCAGGAGCCCCCCAGAACGACUGCUUUUUGAUGUUAGCUUAUUUAUUUGAUGAUAGUAGUGAUGAGUAAGUCUGUCCUUACUAUAUUUCACAAUAUGAAUUAAAUCAUAACGUGUAGCCACUGUGAGGGUUAAAUCCUGUUAAUGCUAUUGUUUACUCUAAAUAGAGGGGACAUUGAUUUCAUAAUUAAAAGCCUAAUAUAUUUGGAUGGCCUUGUUUACCUAAGUAGCGAUUUACAGUUAAGAUCCCAAAAGCCCUUCUGUAUGGUGUGACCUUUUUGUGUCAAAGGCAUCGUGUGGUAUGCCUCAAAGGCAAAAAUAUAUCCUUCAACCUUGCUCUUAGCCAAGAAAAUUGGGCAUGGAAGGAAACAAACCAAACAAACAAUAAAUUGCUGUAGAUGCAUGUGCACUAAGUUAUUCAUUUUUACUCAAAUUAGUAAAAGAAUGGUCGUUCUUAUUUCCUAACUGUUCUUUCCAGAAAUACAUUACUAUAUUACUAUAUGCCUGAUACAGCUUAAUAUAAGCCUUCAGUAUCCUAAUUUGGCAUUCCUCAAAGUGUGGUUUAAGAAGAACAUUUUUGAGCUCUUAAUGUGCUAUUUACAUUUCUAAGAGAUUUGCAUGUAUCUAUCAUUCCAUCCUCACAACCAGCCUGUGCAGUGGGUUUUAUUAUUAUGCCCAUUUCUUAGAUGAAAACCUUAGGCAGAGCAGGUAAAAAUAAUUUGCCCAAAGUCACCAGCUAGGACAUGGAAAAGUAUCAAAAUUCAAACUCAGGAAGACCAACUUAGCCAGUGCUUUUCAUUACUAUACAAGGACAUCUCUGAUUUCAUGGAAUUUCUACCAAAAUGCAACUGGUUGGUACAAGAGAUGGACGUGGCAUUAAAUGACAUUUAAUCACAUAAUGAGAAAAUUAUUCCCUUCGCUCUCUUUCUGUCCUUGAGGUUAAAUUAAGCAACGACUUAUUUUGGUGCGACUUGAACCCCUAACAUCUGCUAAUCUUUUUUUUUUUUUUUUGAACAGAGUUGGUGGCAGGCUAGGGGUGUUCCAGCAGUUGUGUUAUCUUGAUUUUAUGGCAAGGGAUGCUGGUUUUCCAUUUGUGGUAUUCAUGCAAGGCUUUCAUUUUUAAACAAACUUACUUAAGUAAAUGACUCCAUUUAAAUAAAGCAUUAAGUAAACAACACAGGUGGAAUGCAGCUAUGACAACGUUUGUGAAGGUGUUUUCACACCAUUGAAGUUUGGGAAACAUUGUCCUGAUUCUUCUAUUCUGAAGUGCACUUUAAUGCAAUGUUUUUGGCAAACACUGAGUCAGAUUUCUUGUGUUCUUAUCAAAAAGAUCCCUCCCUCCCUCCCUCCGUGGGGGGGGGGGGGGGGCUCACCUGCCACGGAGUUUUCACCAGAGCAUAGAGAAGAGAAAAAUAUAUUGUAUUGAACUUUUUUUUCCCCACAAUAACCUAUUUUCUUUUGCCUUCCUGAGAGUUUUUACUUUAUUUUUUUUUGUAGUGAACUUUUAAUCACACCUCAUAAUUUUUCCUGAAAACAUACUAUUUCUGCUUUUUUGGUGUUAAAAUCCCAUUACCUUCUUGUGAAAGGAUAAUGAUAGUCAAGAGAUUUUUGUUUGGUUUCUAAUAUCCUUACUCGGCAAAAGUAAAAAUUAGAAACUUAAAAAAAAUUGUACCGAUCCUGAAAACAUGAAAUUUGGGUGCCAUUGCUCAGUCACUGUUCAUGGUAGGAUUCCUGUUCGUUGCCUAGCAGGCUUGAGUACUUCAGGAAGGGUAAUGUGGAAUCAUGCCAAUCUCUUUCUAAAGUGCAUUCAAGCCUUUUCUUCAGGGAAAUUAUUAAAGCACUCUGCUUGUGAAAUUCUCUUUAUUCUCUAGGUUUCUGGUUUUCCUAUCAGGACUGCAAUGCUAAUUAUUAAUAAAAUCCUUUUUGAAAGUUGAGGUGCCCCUGAAAUAGUUACUGUGAGCAACCAAUCCAUUGAAAUGCUGAUAUUUGUUAACAUGUUUAUUUCAUUUUUCACUUCCAAAAUGGAAAGUUCAGAGCACAAUUGAGAAAUACUUGGUCAUUGGUUUUUUGUUUGUUUUUCUUUAAUGUUGCUGCUGUUGUUUCCGGGACUUAAGAGAAUAGAGAAGCUAAAAAAUCUUGGACAUAUUUAAGAAAAAAAGUCACUUAUUUUUCUUGACUUCAUGCUUUGAUCAAAACAUUAUUUUACAUGAGAUUUCAGAGUUGAUCUAGAAGGAGGCCAUUGGGAGAUGCAGAAAGAUUUGUAAAAGGGAGAGGAGGCCCCAAAUGCCCAAUGUCAAGGAGGCUGGAGUUGGAGGGGUUAAUUUUAAGUCCAAAACACAGACAAGUAGCAAAGUUCAAAGACUCCUGCAAAAUUUAAGAUGAUUUCUCAGGAUAAGUCAGAGUCAGCCAGGGAAGAUCUGGCCUGUUGAAGGCUGGCAUUGGCCAGCAACCCCGAAGCAACAGGAUCAACGCCACAGUCAAUGCUCUAAGGAAGACAAUAGAAACUAGUCAAAGGUCUCAGACUGAGACAUUCCCAGCCCCUAGAUCACCCUGUAAACUCAAUGGAUAUGACUGGCUUUCACAUUUUUUAUUUCACUAACUCUAAGACGUCUGAGUAGCCCUGUCCCUUAUGUGGCUUUCCUUGUACCUUAAAGGAUCUUUGUAGAGAGGCAGGUUCUCAUCCUUAUCUACCCAAUGGCCUCACUUUCAGCAGCAGAUGGCAAUGGCAUGUUUCUGGCCUGACACUAAGCCCCAUGUCCAUAUGGAGUCUUUCAUGAUCCAGUACAAAGGGACCUGGAACAGGUCUAUCAGACUAAUGUCAUCUUUUUUCUCUUGGGAGUAGCCAUGACCCAGAGAACCUUCAGAAAGCAGGGCCAGACAAAUAUGUGGAUGCUCCAGCAGGCUAAUAAUUUAGCAUCUUCCUCAUUGGUACUCUUAACUUACUUUUAGUAGGUACUCAGAUGGUAUUUAGUAUAUUUAGUAGAUAAGGAAAGGGAGCGACAAACUGAUUAUCAAUAAAAAUACAUUAUACUUCUUUCUGUUGAGAAUGAAGAAUUACAGGGCACCUGGGUGGCUCAGUCGGUUAAGCAUCCAACCCUUGGUUUUGGCUCAGGUCAUGAUCUCACAGUUUAUGGGUUCAAGCCAGGCAUCAGGCUCUGCUUGGGAUUCUCUCUCUCUCUCAAAAUAAAUAAACAUUUUUAAAAAAUGAAAAAUGUAUUACAUACUCUAACAGUAGCACUACCUUUUUAACUUACUUGGAAUGAGAUUCCUAAUAAGUAUUUCUAUAACUCUGAACUGGAUGGUGUUAGUCACAGCCUCUCCAAGAGUACAAGCAACAUACAAGGAUAUAAUUAUAAGGUCUUGAUCAAAAUAUACUUAAGGUUUUUUUUUUCUGGCUUUCAUCUCAGCAAAAUGUUUCCAACUUUUUCAGAUACCAGAUUUGGUCACCAUCAGUUUUUCUUUUUCUUGCCUAAUUGUCUUAGCUAGAACCUCCAGUAAAAUAUUGAAUAGAUGUGUUAAAAACAGACAUCCUGGUCUAAUUCCUGAUCUUAAGAGUAAAACAUUUGGUCUUUCAUCAUUAAAUAUGCUUUUAACUUGAGUUUUUCAUGGAUAGCCUAUAUCUGUUGAAGAAGUUCCCUUCUUGUCAAAUGCUUUUUAUCACAGGGAGGGGUUGGAUUUUGUCAAAUGCUUUUUUUUGUUUGCAUCUGUUGAGAUCAUCUUGUGUUUUUUGUCCUUUAUUCUAUUAAUGUGACUUAAUACAAUGUUUGAUUUUCAGAUGUUAAACCAACCUUGCAUUCCUGGGGUGAAUCUCAAUUGGUUAUAGUGUUUAAUUCUUUUUAUAUGUUGCUAGAUCCAGCUAGCUAGUAUUUUAUUGAGGAUAUUUGUAUCUUUUUCCAACUCUAUAGUUCUUAGUUUUGGUCUGCGAUUUUUACAGAAUCAGGCAACUUUAACAUUCAUGCAAUGAAGCUCGUCUCUUGCACCCACAUUAACUGAUUGCUCAGAUGACUGGUGCAUCAUUCCAGAAUGCUUUUCCUGGCUUACAGGUUCUCUGUACACCUUACAUGUGCUUACCACCAAAAUGUUCAGUACUCAAUAUAUAAAGAAGUUUUUAAAAUUUUUCACUGCUAUCUACUUAUCCUCUAGAGGAACUAGUUCACAUUUGACAGUAAUUUAAAGAGUAGCCGUGGAAAUGUGAGCUCACUGGCACCUUAUUUCCAAUUUAUUUGGUGAUAAUGUUGUACAGUUUACCAAUUCAUGUCCUAGGACUGGCCGGGUCACACCAUAAUCUAGCUCUGAUGGUGGGGGCUGAGAAGAACCUCCAAAUUGGACUCUGAUGUUUGGGUUCAUCAUCCCUGAUAGUCACAGAAGAGAGCUCUCCGGGAUUCUUUCCAUUUUCUAUCGUACCAGCCACAGUUUUGGACAACAUAAUCACAUAACAAUAUUCAGAUCUUCCCCUUUUGUGACUUCCUUUGGGAGAAGGGAGACAGAAUGCCUAGCCGAACACAUUAGGUACCAAAGCCUUGCCAACUGGUGGCGAAGUCCCACGUGUGGAGCCUCCCAAACUUUGAGUGCAGGGUUCAUUAGGAUAGCUUGUUGAGCAGGUACUGAGACCUGGAUCUGCUUUUUAGUCUGAACGAACUACAUCAGUGGAAAAUGAUGUUUGUUACUUGAUUGGAGCUUUAGGAUUAGGCAACUCUCCUUGUGAUAACUCAGGCCUUUUAUAACUAUUUUCAGAGAAAGAGAGAGAAAGAAAACAAGAGGGAACAACUCUGACCAUGGUCUAAAGCCAGGCUUCUGUCACUAAGCAAUCAAGAAAAAAGCUCAAGUGUCCCUUGCAUAAGUGGGAAUUUGCGGUUUCUAAAGCUGCCCAUUCCCCAAACGACUAAAAGAUGUUAUUGGCAUUUGGCACUGUUUCCUGUGUUUUGCUCUCCUUAAAUUUCUCUUUAAAAGGGUUUGAGUUUAAAGGCAGAACCACUGAAAAAAUGCAAUUGAAUCCUAGAGCUGUGAAAGGCCAAGUCCAGAGUUAACCCCAGGAGGCCCUGUUUUGUUUUUGUUAAGGCGUAUUCCCAGGGGAUGCCAGGAAGUCGAAGGGUAGGCAGAAGAGAAGGAAGAGACUAGUCCAGAUCAGCUCUAGGAUGGCACCACCAUGCGCCAAGGGCUUCCCGCCCUCACCAGGCCAACUGACUCCACGAUGUGCACUGGAAAGACUAGGGGAAAGGGACAGGAAGUUUAGGAAAGACAACCCAGAGCCAAGGGCAAGAGAAAGAAGACUCGCUGGUGGCACAGCCUCCCAUACCACAGGCUGUCAUGGGACAGAACACAAGACUUCCAAGGGCUUCUUGGCCCCAACUCACUUUUUUAAAAGUUGUGUUUUUUCCCUAGAUUAUUAAAGUCUACUCAUGGCACAGAAUUUGGGAAGCACAAACAGUUAGUAGGGAGAAAAUGAGAAAAUAACCGCCAGGCAGGAUGGCAGAGAGUUUCAGAUCCCAGCCCUUGGUAGGUCAGACUUUGAGUCCCAGCUCCACUGGCUCGGCAUCCUCAUGUACAGCGAGGGGAGUAAGAUCUAACGGUGAUGUGAGGAUUCAGUGAGAUCACAUACCUGGCCACGGUUAGCUGCUGCUGCUUCUGCUGCUCCUGUCAUUACCAUUAGCCCACCACCACAGUUAACAAUUGGAUACACAUCUGGCUAGGUCUUUCCUGUGCAUGUAUAGGUAUAAAACAUGGCUUAUUCUUUACAGUAGAUCAAUUUUUAUCUUGCUUUAAAUAACCUUCAGAAGCACUAGCUCUUUUGCUUUCGUGUGGAAGAUUCUAUUGCUAUAGUUGAAUGCCUUUUCCUUAUAAAUAAUACUAGGAUAUACAUCCUUGUAUAAAAUCUUCAGCUUCUGAUUAUUUAAGGUAAAUUCAGAAGAGGAAUUAUUACAGUCAGGGUUUGAACUUUUUAAAAGCUCUAGAUACAUUUUCCUAAAUCUAUACCUGCCAACACAUCAAGUUCUCUCUUCAGAUCUCUGGAGCAUCAGCCAGGGAUUUUAAACACAUACACGCACACGUGCAUACACACACAUUUUUGUGGCAAAAUUUUAGAGGCAAAAAAAAAAAAAAAAAAAAAAAAGAUUCCUCAUCACCGUUUGAUUUUGCCUAUUUUUUUUUUUAUUAUUUGGGAAGCUAAAUGUGUUUUUGCAUGUUAAUUACUACAUUUAAAAAAUUUGAUCACAUCUUUUGCCCAUUUGAGGACAGACUAUUUUUUUUCCCCACUGAGUUUACAUGAGUUCCUUGUAUGUUACGGGUCAUGUUUUUCCUAGUUUUGUUGUUAGUCCUUGGAUUUUAUAUGUGAUCUUUUUGAUAAACAGAAGUUUUCAACUUUUAUGAGUUCAGAUCUGUCCACUUUUCCCUGUUGUGAUUUUUUUUUCCCCUGUGGCUUUCGAAGCCUUUCUCCAUGGUUGAAUCUGAUAAAUGAUAAGUUGCAUUUUGUCUUUUCAAAUAGUUCAUUUCAUACAUUCAGUAAGAAAUUUCUGGGAUUUUUCUUCAUUGUAUAAGUAAGGAUAGAGGGGAAAUUUCCCCCCAAAUGGUUAAGUAGUCAUUUCAGGCCCUUUUUUAGAUACUCCGUCCUUUCCAUGCUGACUUUUGAUUCCAUAUUCAUAUAAUCUAAUUACAUGUGUGUCCUGGGAUCUGUUUCUGAGCAAUCACUUCUAUUUCCUCAGCAGCAAUUCCAAUGGCCAGUACCAAUCAUGUGAAUUUUAUGAUAUUUUCAGGUCUGGUAGCACAACUGUAUCUUCAUAUCCUUGUUUUACAAAAUUGUCUCACUUAUGCCUGCCGUUUUAUCCCUCCAGAUCAACUUUGAAAUCACCUUGUCAACCCAAUUUCCUUUUUAAAUUAUUUUAAUAAUUGUACUGACUCCAAGUUGAAUUUUUGCACUUUUUGUACUUUUUCUUAACAGUGAGAAUUUUUAGCUCGGGACUUGAAAAGAAACACAUGUAGUUUAAACUUAUGUAAGAUUAAUAAGCUAAAAGAAUUAACUUAUUUUACAAUCUUAAAUACAACUAUGAUUGAAUGAUCACAGCCAAAUGCUGCCAAAACUUGUCAGGAGGCAAUUGCAGAGCCAGCCACUUCCUGUCAAGUUAGGAGCCUUUUACAGACUGCGCAUUAAGAUUCAUUUUUGAGGUACAGAAGGAGCUGAACAUGCACCAAAUGUUCAAAUGCUUCAGUGUUUUUUAUUCUACAUAAUCAACAAGAAUGUUAGCUAUUCCAAUGAUAAAAUGCUUUUCAAGAGCAGUUCAAAAAUUGCCCACUCUGGCCUUUCUGGCUGCCCACAGCAUUCAUCCUCUAUUGUCUCAUGUUUGGAGAGCUGACUAGCUCAUCCCUCAGGAAUUGUGCACGUCCCAGGAGCGCGUGAAUCACACGUCCCCUGGAGGCUCUGCUAAAGUGCAUGUGGUGUUUAACUGGCAGCAACCCCUCUGCCCUCUAGGUUCACGCCAUGAAACCAUAACCUCAUCUGGUCAAAGGCUUGCCAUUUUGUUGGGACAAAGUUGGCAUUUAAGUGUUUGGUUCCGGGGCCUGCAGUAGGAAUAUCCCAGAAAUAUCCUGUUUCAGCUUUUUGAAUACAAAGGUUGAAUGCACUUGGAAAGGCCCGAAAUGGAAAUGGAGCAGGACCCAUUCCUCCUUAACAAGUGAUCUGUUUAUACCCAUGGAAGGGCAGCAGAGCAAGAUGGGGUCAGGUAGUGGCUAGAGGCAAAAAUGCCUUAGAAACUAGGUGGCAUUUGGGCCAGGUAUGAGAGCGCGUGCCUGGAGAGGCAUGGUAAUGGAGUAGGAAUGACUAGGCAUGGAAACCAUACGGGCCCGAGUUGAAACUCCAGCUUUGGUGCCUGUUGGUCCUCUGACCAGGCGACCAGUCCCUGAAGCUUUCUAUGCCCAAACUUACUGACCUGUGAAAGGAGUGAAGAUGCUACUUAUCCUGGGCAGUUACAAUAAGAAUUGGAAGUAAAUAUAGAAAACAUCCAGAACUUCUCCAUGAUGAUAGCAAUAGAUAGUAGUUAUCAAGCAAAACUUUUUGAGGGAAUGAUGAGGUAGGCAGGCAUCAUGAGAGCAGGAGACAGAGGCACAGUAGAUAAAAACUAGAAGCAAGUUUGCAAAGAGUGGAUGUACCUAGCUUGUGGGAAGACCUUGCAGGCCAUGCUAAGGAGUUGAGACCUUAUCUUAUAGGGGCUGAGGAGGCCUCAAGGGGUUUUCAUUAAAGAAAUACCAGCUCUAGGAAUGUACUGGAGUGGUUAGCACCGGGCCCUGGGAGUCCAGCUCCCUACUCCACACGUUUAAGCUGGGCGACCUUGAGCAAAGGACAUAAGCCUUAUGAGCCUCAGUUUUAUCACCUGCAAAUUGGCAAUGAUAACAGUAUUGACCUUUCAGGGUUCUUGUACAUAAUAGUUAUUUAUUUAGUGCUCACAGUGUGCCUGCAAAUGUUCCAAGUACUUGUAUUAGCUUAAUGGAGAAAAUGAGUUAAAAAGCUUAGGGAAGUGACUGGCACAAAUUAAACAGUCACUGCUGUGGGGGUGGUACAACAGCUGAUGUCAUUUUCAUCACUUGGUCAGAUAUUUUAAUAAGAUCCUGCUGGUGAUGCCAUAGAGAAUGGGUUGGCGUGGUUGGAGCUGGAGGCCGAGAGAGCAAACAGGGCAAUAGUUUUGCACACGUUUAAAAUUUCCUGGAGUUGUACCUAAGAUCUGUGCACUAUACCUUAUGUAUGGGAUACCUCAAUUUAAUAUAUGAGGUAGCCAAUGAACCCUCUUCUCCCAGCUGACAAGAAGCUACUCACCAACUUCCUGGAGUUUCAAUGAGCUGAGUGCUCUUCACUUAAAAAAAUAAAAUAAAAUAAAUAAAAAUUAAAGGAGAAAGACUGAGGGAACAAAGUAAAAUCCUUUUUUGAUUAACCGUGUGCCUGAAGCACAGAGGGCCCGAGGAAAACCGAAACCUCUACGAUUUGUACGAAACUCUGACCUGCUUGGUAGUUUUCCUUCACUAGAGCUACGAGCAGCAGCACACAACUGUAGAAGAGUCCUCUCUUCUGGCCCAGUGACAUAGAGAUGCCGGAAGGGAGAAAGGCAGGCCAUUGGGUGGUGUGGAGAAGGAGGCAGAUCACGGUUGAUCUGCCCUCAGCCCUCUGGAAAACUGGCCCCUUGCCGGGCUUUCUUUCUUCACACACUUUUCCAUUUAGAUUUUGCCGAAACUCUGAACAUGUCACAUGUGAGCAUGCUAUUCAAAAUGCUUUUCUCUUUGAACCUGAUCUUGUCUUUGAAUGUCCUCCUGUUGUAAAUUCACGGUUUUCAUUUUUUGCUUAAGGCCAAGUCUAAGGCAGGUCAGUCAGCGCAUUGACUUCUCUCUCCUUGGAUUCACACCAAACUACGUGACAAAAAUAUUCAAGUUGGGGAACAGACUUCCCCUGCACAGUACGCUGGGUGGUAUGAAAUUAUUAUAACCUUUGAAUAUCUGGGGAAUGGAUAAAAGGAUCUGAUACCACUACUGUUUCUCCUCCUAGUGACUACAAAAAACACAAUUUAAAGCUAUAGGAAUUUGUUCACCAACCAGGUGAUCAAGAUCAAAUAAUGUCAGGGGAGGGAGCUGUGAGGGCAGGUCAUUUCUGAGAGGGCAGGAAAGAAAAAGUAGAACCGCCAAAGGGCAUUUAAAACAUUUAAGUGAGAUUCAUAGAAAAUGCAAUAUGCAUCAUGAUUGCUUACUUACUGACUCCCAGUUAGGUAUUUAAAGAGAUAAGAUUAAAUGUCUAGAAUUCAGUGAUAAUUAUGUAAACAAAAACCUGACCUUAAAUUGCCUGGUAUUAGAUAGGGCUAUUGACACUCCACAUAUCUUAUAAGUCAUUCUAAUUGAAUGGGGCAGUGUUACCUUCCAAAACCUAAAAACACCCAUAAGUCAGAGAACAUUCUGAUUAGACACACAGGUCUCCUUAGAUACAAGCAUCAAGUCUAAUGCAGUCAUGACAGGUUCACUGAUAGGCAAUUUUCAAGACCUUUUGUGAAAAUAAACAUUAUCAGAGACGAGUAAAAA